GAGGAGGGAGAGAUCGGAGGCGCCCCGCCCAGUCAGCAAGGUUGCGCGUGCCCCGUGCGACCGCCAAGAUGGUGGUGGGCGCGUUCCCUAUGGCGAAGCUGCUAUACCUGGGCAUUCGGCAGGUCAGCAAGCCGCUUGCUAACCGCAUUAAGGAGGCCGCCCGCCGAAGCGAGUUCUUCAAGACCUAUAUCUGCCUCCCGCCGGCUCAGCUGUACCACUGGGUGGAGAUGCGGACCAAGAUGCGCAUCAUGGGCUUCCGGGGCACAGUCAUCAAGCCGCUGAACGAGGACGCGGCCGCCGAGCUGGGCGCCGAGCUGCUGGGCGAGGCCACCAUCUUCGUCGUGGGCGGCGGCUGCCUGGUGCUGGAGUACUGGCGCCACCAGACGCACCAGCGUCACAAGGAGGAGGAGCAGCGCGCCGCCUGGGACGCGAUGCAGGACGAGGUGGGCCGCCUGGCGCUGGCGCUGGAGGCCCUGCAGGCGCAGAUGCAGGCGGCGCCGGCGCGUAGCGCCCUGGAGGAGCUACAAGAGCAGAUGCGAGAGGUGCGCGCCCAGCUCUGCGCCCGGGACCCGCCGCCCGCGUCCCAGGCCUCGUCCGCGUCCCAGGCGGUAUCCGCGGCCAAGGUACAGGAGUCUGCUCAAGUCUGAACUUGGCCGUGGUUGUGUGUGCCCCGAUGUGGCCUUCUCCCCGUGCUAGCCCCGCCUGCGCUGGCCCAGCGGAAGCCACCGGGAUCUUGAUGGAACUUGGAUUCAGUUAGCCUCUCCCCCCGGUACCUUCCGCGGGGGCCAGCCCCCCGCCGGUGAAGCGGUCCCACGAAGCGCCCUCCAAGCCCCAGCUCCUCGGUACAGACCACAGUGCUCAGCGCUCCACCCCAACCCCACAGCACACGGACCUGUGCCGUCCCAGCCAGGAAGACAACAGGCUCACUCUUCUGGCAGGAGGAGAAACGGACUGGACUUGAGCUGAAUCGAGCCGUGAACCCCCUCCAGCCCCCAUUUCCGUGAUAAAUGUUACCCUGCCCUGGGGCUCAUCCUUUUCCCUGGAACCUCGCCCCGCUUCCCUUGUGAAUUGGCACAGACCAUUGUACAGAAAUGCAGUGUCCCAGCAUCUAAGGUGGGCUCUGGCUGGGUUUCACCACUCUCUCUGAGGGGAAAGCUUGAACCACUGGAUGCUGUAUCUUCCCCCUUAACCUGAUCUGUGGCACCCUGCGAGACCCCAAGUGGAAUAUUCCAACAGAUCCCUACCCCCCAGUCCUUCAGUCUGGCACAACCUACUAGGAUGUCUGUGCAGGGUCCUCUCUGGCAGCACCCUCCCAUCACCCCCUCUGUGGUGGAAAAAUGGAUCCUGCCUAAGGCUAAAUCCAGCCUGUCCUUCAGCCUCAUCCCCCCGUUUAGCGGUUCUCCAAGUCCCUGAGCCUUUCCUGACAGGUCCUCCUCCGUGGCCUCUCAGUGCACUGCCACCACAUUCCUUGUGUUCCAUCCAGAUCGGCUGACCUGUGUACCCUUGCCCUUCUCUCCUGGGGCUCUGGGCCGGUCCAUCCGUCCCCCUUCACGCGGUGGUGCCCCCGUGCCUCCAGAGCCGUUGGCCUCACCUCCAUCCCACUAGACUAGGCCACCGGUUGGUCUUAACCGUUCUUAGUUUCCCAGGGCUACCAUAACAUGACCACAAACUUGAUGGCUUAAAACCAGAGAAAAGUGUUCUCUCGCAGUUCUGGAGGCCACAGAUCUAAAAUCAAAGACUCAGCAGGGCCAUGCUCCAUCCGAGGGCCCUGGGGGAAGAUACUUCCUUGCCUCUUCUAUCUUCUGGUGACUUCAAGCAUUCCUUGCCUUGUGGCUGCAGAUCUCUCGUCUCUGCCUCCAUCUUCAUGUGGCCUUCUCCUCGUGUCUCUCAUAAAGGCACUUGUCUUUGGAUUUAGGGCCCACCCUAAACCUAGGAUGAUCUCACUUCAGGAUUCUUAACUUAUUUACGGAGUUGUUUUUUUUUUUUCCCCAGAUACACUCACAGUCAGUCACAGGUUCCAUGGGUGUGGACAUAUCUCUUAGGGAGCCACCAUUCAACCCACUACACCUCCCCACCCCAAAGAGGACGCUGGGACCCUUGCAAACCCCAUGGGACAUGUGGCCUUCCCCACAGGCGUGAUAGGAACAAUCCUGGAACCAGCAUUUACUAUGGGGUGUCUCUUCCGGGGAUCUCACUGAUGCAGUGGGGGUAUAGCUCCCACCAGUCUGCAUUCUGUUCUGCAGACCGUCCAUGUUAUGUUGCCUGAAUAAAAGAGCCCCAGAAUGAGGAAGUCAUCUUUAGGAUGUGUCUGAGGACGUAGGGAUCUUCAAAAUGGGUACAAGCCUCGUUAAAAUUAGAGAAGCUGAUGUGUGAGUGGGCAGUGAUCCUAUGAACACUCUCCCUGUUGGGGAAGCUGAGGCCCAGGGAAGGCAAAGGGACUUGCCCAUGGCCAUGAAGCCAAUGAGGGACUCGCUGUCCAAGGUGGUGAAGUAAUCAGAGCAGAGUGGGGGGUCAGGGCUCAGGGAAGGAGAUGGAAAAGGGGUGCAGGGUGCUGGAGAGCACCGGUAGGGGAGAGGGGAGCAGGGAGGCAGUUACUGGGGAGGAGGGGUGGUUAGGGAUCUCCACAGAGGCCCAAGGCGUUUCCCAGAGGCAGCGUUGAGAGUGGGGGGGCCCUCAAUUUCCCGUCCAAGCAGCCCCAGACCACACCUGAAAUCUUUGCAUUUAAUGAAUGGGGUCAGAUCCAAGAUCCAUUCUACCUGGGUUGGGUUCCAAGAAGCUGUAGGUGAAGCGGGAGGGGCAGGCUUUCUCUCAACUCUUCAGUCCCUCACCUCACUGCCAGGGCUCCGGGAGGCUGGGGUGGGGGCAGGCGGGGUGAUCUGGACACAACACCUACCCAGACAGAAAACCAAGAAACUGGGGUCCUGAAAGAUCAUCUUAAUUCCUUCUAGAAGUGGGGGAGAAGCUGACUGUAGAGGGAGCUGAGGAGGUGGGUCCUGGGUGGAGGUGUCUUUAAAAUCGGAAGUGAGGGUGCGUGGGUGGCUCAGUCGGUUAAGCAUCUGCCUUUGGCACAGCCCAUGAUCCCAGGGUCCGGGGACCGAGCCCCGCAUCGGGCUCCCUGCUCAGUGCGGAGUCUGCUUCUCCCUCUCCUGCUCCCCCUGCUCGUGCUCUAAGUAAAAAUAAAUAAAAUAAAAUAAAAUCGGAAGUGACCUGAGUAGAUAAAUAAGAAGAUACCGAGAGAGAGCACUGGGGGAGGAGGGAUGGGCGGAGCCAGGUGAGAGGGCUCAGUGCCCAGUUUCCAUGGCUACUCCUGGGGGUGCCCUGUGGCACUGACCCAUCUCUGGAGCACAGGUUGCUGGAGGCUAAGCGACUGUGACGUACGCCCCUUCCCACCCAUCAUCUCAAUAAAUAGUGGCCAUUAACAGUAUUUUCUUCAUUUCUUUAAUGAGAAAAUUGAGGUACAAAAAGGGGGAGUCACCUGCCCAAGGACACACAGGCAAAAAAAGCGGAAGUGGGACCAGGAGCUGGACAGUCUUAUACCAGAGCCCAAGCUUCAAGCCCCUGCGCCAUCUUGACCCUGAUGUGGCAUUACUGUCACGUCCCAAUACUCCAAACUCAGCCCUGCGUGUCCCUCCGUGUGGCCAGACCUUGUGGGAUGCAUCGGCUUCACCCACUGGGUGGGUUCAGGGUGUGUGGAAAUGCAAAGAAUCCCCUCUCAAAAAGCAGGAGGCUGAGACCGAAGGAUGCUUCCUUACUCUGGUUUCCUACUAGCUAAAGUUGUGUAUACAUUUGCGACUUGGGGAGAGGGGUAGAAUAAAUUUAUAAACGAAGUUGGUUGUCUGCAA
Zalophus californianus (California sea lion) is the source of this 3842-nucleotide messenger RNA. It is a transcript of the gene OPA3, whose product is annotated as outer mitochondrial membrane lipid metabolism regulator OPA3. The coding region runs from base 69 to 647 and encodes 192 amino acids. NCBI's taxonomy places the organism in Eukaryota, Metazoa, Chordata, Mammalia, Carnivora, Otariidae. Gene Ontology annotation, cellular component: mitochondrion. The transcript is spliced from 2 exons. Gene Ontology annotation, biological process: regulation of lipid metabolic process. The record is from RefSeq and is a predicted model, not a curated record.